This is a messenger RNA of Poeciliopsis prolifica (blackstripe livebearer), 2585 nucleotides long. It is a transcript of the gene grtp1a, whose product is annotated as growth hormone regulated TBC protein 1a. Bases 601 to 1620 code for a protein of 339 amino acids. The record is from RefSeq and is a predicted model, not a curated record. The transcript is spliced from 8 exons. Lineage: Eukaryota; Metazoa; Chordata; Actinopteri; Cyprinodontiformes; Poeciliidae.
UAGAUCUGAUUUAGUUUGUUUGUCCCUGUUCCAAAUCCUCGGUUCAACUGCCCGCGCAGGAGGAGGGAGACUAAUUGGAUAAACGUCCAGGAACAUAACAGUGGGUGGGAUCGCUUUGGGGCUGGUUCUGGAUCUUUUUUAUUUGCUCUACAGAACAAGUUAGGUUAGCUCAACGAGAGCCCGAGGACAAGCGGGAGCAGGUGCUUGUGGAUGGCGAUAAAAAAAAAAAAAACUGAGGAAAACUCCAGAUUCCCGACACGGCUGACUGCGGCUGUAUCGAUAUAAUACAAGUUUAGUAAUUUACCUGGAAAGGGCUUCGGGGACAGUCCUUACGGAUUUUUGGGAUUCUAGAGUAAAUUAAUCUGAAGGGAGCGCGAGCGGCGUCCCGCCCCGUCCCUCCGCGCUCCGACAUGGAGAGAGUGAGCCUCCAGCAGCUCCUGCCUCAACUUCACCCUGCGUCCAUUCGGUUGUAAAACUUUUGGCGAGGGGGGAAAACACAGCGACGCGCAAAUGCUGGAAUCCUAGGUCGGGUUUUCGUCGUUUUUACUGGAGCGAAGGCGGGCAGCGGGGGACGCGGACCGAAGAGACGCAUUAUCCACCAUGAACCAGAGUACGGCUAAAGACAGAGUGGACAGAAUUGAUCCGUAUGGCUUCGAGCGCUCGGAGGACUUUGACUUUGAAUCCUACGAGGAGCUCAUGUCCGAGUAUCUCAUCAUCUGCACCCGACGUUCCAUCAAGUGGUCCAGAUUGCUGAAAGAUACCGGCAAGGUGCAAAGGAAUGUGAAAUUAAAGCGCUACGUACGCAAGGGGAUCCCCAAUGAGCACCGCGCUUUUAUCUGGAUGACAGCCAGCGGGGCUCAAGAGCAGCUGGAGAAGAACCCAGGAUACUACCAGUCCAUGCUGGUGACCCACAAUGACUCCAAACUGGUGGAGACCAUCAGAACAGACUUGAACAGAACGUUUCCAGACAACGUCCUGUUCCGCAAGUCUUCAGAUCCGUGUCUGCAAAAAUCUCUGUUCAAUGUGCUGCUGGCCUAUGGUUACCAUAACCCAUCUGUGGGCUACUGCCAGGGCAUGAACUUUAUUGCUGGUUAUUUACUCAUCAUCACUAAAGAUGAAGAAAAGUCUUUCUGGCUGAUGGAUGCACUGAUUGGGAGAAUUUUGCCAGACUACUACAGUCCCGCUAUGCUGGGGCUGAAGACGGACCAGGAGGUGCUGGGGGAGCUGGUGAAACUAAAAAUCCCCCGGGUGUGGGAGGUGAUGGUGAAACACAACGUGAUGUGGACCCUGGUGGUCUCUCGCUGGUUCAUCUGUCUUUACAUUGACAUUCUUCCUGUGGAGACUGUUAUGCGGAUUUGGGAUUGCCUUUUCUAUGAAGGUUCAAAAAUCCUGUUCCGUGUCGCUCUUACACUGAUCCAUCACAACCAGGCUCUGAUAGAACAGGCCAAAUCCCUGCCAGACGUCUGCCAGGCCUUCAAAGACAUCGCCCAGGGACCAUUUGUUGAAGAUUGCCACCCUUUCAUGCAGAAAAUCUUCACCGAACCAGGAAGUCUCUCCAUGGCAACCCUGACUAAGCUCCGUGCGACAUGCCGUGGUCGAGUCGGUGAAGGAGUAUCCUGACCUGGACUUCCAAGAACGUCCGCCGAUGCAUUCCAGAGAGCCGAGCGCCCAGCAGCUCGUUUCCACCCGAGUCGCUUUACACUGAACUUUGUCUUAAAGCAUAAAUUGAGACAAUCAAAGCUGACAUGUUGUGCUUUAUGACCCGAUGAUUCCAUUUUAUGCCAUGAUGUUUGUCUUAAAUUAAGUUUCACAUUUUUUGCACUUUCAUCCGUGAUGACAAAAGCUAAAUAGAAAAACCUGAAUGAAAACAAUGUUGUUCCCUUAAAGCACAGCCAGGAAUAAAAUGUCCACUGCAUUUCACAUCUUUGUCAAAAAUUUAAAUAACACUAAUUGUUGUUUUUAGGUGAUGAGUUGAAUGAUGAAAUAUAUUGAUUCUAUAUUUUUGUGGCGUUCGUGUUAAACUAGUUGUUUAAGUGAAACUGUCCAUUAUCAGAGAUGUGGGCUUAGUUUACACACUGUAUUUCAAUCAAGAUGUCCUGGUGAUCCAAUACAAGCACAACCAAAACAGCUGCUCUGGCUGCGUUUUAUAAACCGGGAAUGACUCCAACAUGGACUCUAAAUAUUUUUAUUACAUUACAGGAAAAUGCAUCAUAGAAAAUAGAAUUUUUCUUUAAAAAAAAAAAGCAUUGUUAUUUUUUUUGUAAGACAGAAAAAAAAGAAGAUGGAAACCAAUUCAUUUGGUACUUGACCAAUGAGUUGUUACAGUAGAAUACUGUAGAAUUCUACUAUAACAACUCAGAUUUAAAUCUGAGUCACAAAAAAACAAGAAAUCAAUUCAGAAAACAAGCAUUUGCGUCCCCAAAACAUUUCACCAAACGGACAUUUAAGGUUAGAUUUUUCUGGAAUCCCAUUCUUGAGUUCUUGGGAGGCAAGUUAUCAAAGAGAAGAACCCAGAAGGAAAAUACAAGUGUAGUUUAUUUUAGUAGAAACUGUCAUUUUGACCAGAAUAAAUGUCGAAAUGGAGA